Messenger RNA from Pecten maximus, 984 nucleotides. RefSeq lists its product as uncharacterized. NCBI's taxonomy places the organism in Eukaryota, Metazoa, Mollusca, Bivalvia, Pectinida, Pectinidae. The coding region runs from base 367 to 693 and encodes 108 amino acids. The record is from RefSeq and is a predicted model, not a curated record. The transcript is spliced from 3 exons.
UUAAGUCGAACCCGUAUUUCAUGAGACUCUAAAAGGCCUUAUUCAGGCCAUUUCAUAAACGGAGAGAAUGGUUACUGUAUUAAUUGGCUUUAUUAAGAUCCAUCAUCACAUUGUGUACGAGAUGUGUAGGUGUAUUACACCUGUCACGUGUAAUCACAUCACACCCUCUGGUAACUGUCCGCUUUACAUGCUCUCAACCUGUCUACAUACGCAUGCGUUACCUCCCCGCAGGGGGUCGUCAGGGUAACACAUCAAACGAACCUAGUGAGAUGAGAGAUGAGAGUGAAUGUGACCCCUCACCCUCCAUAGUCCACGCCCAACGUGACUGACCACACAGACGUGUAUACAGUACAUUGACGGUUCACUAUGGUCGGAGGAAAGUUCUCUCUUGUUUGGUUUUUAGCCCUCCUUUGUCUUUUAGUAAAAGUUACGGAAAGUGGCGAGUGUUGCAGGUCGCAUUAUGACGUCAUGGGUAAUGUUAUGAAUGAACGUUGGUGUGCCAACUACUGCUGUCUCCAAGGUAACAUUUACAGCUGCUGUAACAACUGGUUCUUCCGCGCACCUGCUCAGGACAGAUCCACAUUCUGUGUCAACUGGUUCGCGCGCCACAUCUGGGUACCUAUCAUUGUGGCCCUGAUUAUUCUCGGUUUGCUGAUCGGCUGCGGAGUGUGUUGCUGUUGUAUGUGCUGUUAGUAUCAGGAGGACAUCUGUAAACAUAUACCGUGACGUAGGUUGUGUGUGAAGAAGACAGUAUGGACUAUUGUUCGGACACCAGAAACGCCAUACAAAUGAUACCAAUGCUGUAUAUAUCUACAUGUAUUUAAAGUUUCAAGGUGAGCGUGGAAUGUCUUAAUAAAACCUAAUUCAACAGUAAAUUAAAAAUAGAAAAACGAUUUUUUUUCUACACUUUGUUUUCCCCUUUACUUCGUUGGUAAUUUGAGAAAAUCGAUUAUCAAGUAUUGGAACACAACAUGCGUUGGUAAG